Messenger RNA from Talaromyces proteolyticus, 1803 nucleotides. RefSeq names its product lysyl-tRNA synthetase. Gene Ontology annotation, biological process: lysyl-tRNA aminoacylation. The record is from RefSeq and is a predicted model, not a curated record. Gene Ontology annotation, cellular component: cytoplasm; cytosol. Gene Ontology annotation, molecular function: lysine-tRNA ligase activity; tRNA binding; ATP binding. NCBI's taxonomy places the organism in Eukaryota, Fungi, Ascomycota, Eurotiomycetes, Eurotiales, Trichocomaceae. The transcript has 2 exons. The coding region runs from base 1 to 1803 and encodes 600 amino acids.
AUGGCGGAUUCCGGUGUCAAGGAGGCUGAGGCUGGCGUCGCCAAUCUCAUCUUGGACGAGGUCACGGGUGAGAAGGUGUCCAAGUCCGAGCUCAAGAGACGCCAGAAGAACAGGGAGAGGGAAGCCAAGAAGAAGGAGAAGGAGGCCACUGCCCCUCCAAAGGCAGAGAAGAAGAAGUCUGAUGAGGAGGAUGAACUGAACUUGUCAGCCACCCAAUACUUUAAUAUUCGGGCAACAAGGAUCAACAAGCUACGCGAAACCAAGAACCCUGAUCCUUAUCCCCACAAGUUCCAAGUCACCACCGACGCGCGCCAGUUUAUGAAGGACUAUGAACCCUUGACCAAGGGCGAGCAGAAGCCAGAUGUGACCUUGAAAAUCGCCGGGCGUAUCUUACACAAGCGAAGCCAGGGUACUAAGCUAGUAUUCUACGAUAUCCGCGCCGAGGGUAUCAAGGUUCAAGUGUUGUGCCAAGCUCAAAAUGCGAAGGGUGAUGUUCCUUUCGAUAAGCAGCACGAACAACUUCGCCGAGGCGACAUCAUAGGUAUCACAGGUUUCCCUGGGCGCAGUAACCCGCAGAGUCGUGACCAAGGUGAAUUGUCUAUCUUUGCCACCGAAGUCCUGCUUCUUGCACCAUGCCUUCACGCCCUUCCAGGUGGUGGCUUGACAGACCAGGAGCUGCGGUUCCGUCAGCGGUAUCUAGACAUGAUCAUGCACGACUCUUCGCGCAACGUCUUCACUACUCGCCACAAGAUCGUCAAGUAUGUCCGUAGCUUCUUGGAUGACCGCGAUUUCACCGAGGUUGAAACACCAAUGAUGAACGCCAUUGCUGGUGGCGCUACUGCCAAACCUUUCAUCACCCACCAUAACGAGCACAACAUGAACCUUUUCAUGCGUGUGGCCCCCGAAUUGUACCUGAAGAUGUUGGUCGUCGGUGGCUUGGAGCGUGUCUACGAAUUGGGUCGUCAAUUCCGUAAUGAGGGAAUCGAUCUCACCCACAACCCCGAAUUCACCACCUGCGAGUUCUACUGGGCCUAUGCCGAUGUCUUCGACGUCAUGGACCUCACCGAAGAGCUCGUCUCCGGCCUCGUUAAGCACGUCACCGGUGGCUACGAAACCGAAUACACCACACAAACCGGCGAGACCUACCACGUCAACUGGAAGGCCCCCUGGAGACGCGUCGAAAUGAUCCCGGCCCUCGAAGAGGCCGUUGGCGAGAAAUUCCCACCUGGCGACCAGCUGCACACCGAAGAGACCAACGCAUUCCUUAAGAGAAUGCUUGAAAAGACUGGUGUCGAAUGCACUCCCCCGCAGACCAACGCCAGAAUGCUCGACAAGCUGGUCGGCGAGUUUAUUGAAGAAACCUGCGUAAACCCCACCUUCAUCACCGGCCAUCCGCAGAUGAUGUCCCCUCUCGCCAAGUACCACCGCUCCAACCCCGGUCUCUGCGAGCGCUUCGAGGCUUUCGUGUGCAAGAAGGAGAUUGUCAACGCGUACACCGAGUUGAACGACCCGUUCGACCAGCGUAUGCGUUUCGAGGAGCAGGCGAGACAAAAGUCGCAAGGUGACGACGAAGCCCAACUUAUCGACGAAAACUUCUGCACCAGUCUGGAGUACGGUCUUCCGCCAACGGGUGGUUGGGGAAUGGGUAUUGAUCGUCUUGUUAUGUUCUUGACCAACAAUUACACUAUCAAGGAAGUCCUCACCUUCCCAUUCAUGAAGGAUGACAAUACUGAGAAGAAGCCCACGGCUGCAGAGGUUGUUGGUAUUACUCCUCAGCCGGAAGAGGGCAUUCCACACAAAUAA